Rhodotorula toruloides NP11 is the source of this 516-nucleotide messenger RNA. Its product is annotated as ubiquitin-conjugating enzyme E2 G2. Gene Ontology annotation, cellular component: endoplasmic reticulum; cytosol. Lineage: Eukaryota; Fungi; Basidiomycota; Microbotryomycetes; Sporidiobolales; Sporidiobolaceae. The record is from RefSeq and is a predicted model, not a curated record. The coding region runs from base 1 to 516 and encodes 171 amino acids. The transcript is spliced from 8 exons.
AUGGCUGGCAACAACACCGCGCUCCGACGACUGAUGACAGAGUACAAGCAGCUGUCAGAGCAGGAGAAUGAGGACAGCAUGUUCACUGCUGGACCCGUCAGCGAGGACGACUUCUUCACGUGGUCCUGCCUUAUCUCUGGUCCUGAGGACACGCCGUUCGAGGGAGGAGUCUUCCAUGCGGAGCUCAAGUUCCCUCGGGACUAUCCUUUGAGCCCUCCCAAGAUGCGGUUCGACCCUCCCCUUUUCCACCCCAACAUCUACGCCUCCGGCGAAGUCUGCAUCUCAAUCCUGCAUGCGCCUGGCGACGACCCGAACGCGUACGAGUCGGCGAGCGAGCGGUGGAGUCCCGUGCAGAGCGUCGAGAAGAUCUUGCUGAGUGUCAUCAGCAUGCUGGCAGAGCCAAACCUCGAGUCGGGCGCCAACAUCGACGCCUGCAAAAUGUACCGCGACCACCGGGAAGAGUACGACGAGUCGAUUCGCGCCUUCGUCCGCCAGCAGCUCGACGCAGACAUCUGA